AUGUCUCGAUUCUUUCGCGCCGCAGGCGACUCCGAUUCCGACAGCUCUUCCUCUGAGGAGGAGGAGCUCAUGUCCAGCGAAGAGGAGGGACAGAAAUCCACCGCCCCAGCGAAGCCCGCCAUGUCACGGUUUUUGAAGAGUACCGCGGACUCAGACGAUUCCGACAGCUCGUCCGAUGACGAGGAGGAGAUGAGCAGCGAUGAAGAUGAGGGGGAGAAGAAAAAGGUCAGCAAGUUCCUCAAGAAGCCGGGUGCGGAUUCCGAUUCGGACGACGGUUCGGACGACGACGUGAAGCGGGUGGUUAAAAGCGCGAAGGACAAGCGGCUAGAUGAGCUGGAGUCGACGGGGAAGCAGAUGGACAAUGCCCUGAAGAUCAACGACUGGGUCGCGAUCUCUAACGAGUUCGACAAGCUUGUACGGAUGGUUCAGAGGUCCCAGAACCUUGGUGAACCCGUCCACCCCUUCGUCCUUCAAACGCUCGUCGAUCUCGAGGGCUCACUCAAUGCGGCUGUGGCGAAGGACAAGGAGUCGAAGAAAAAGAUGAACGCCAGUAACGCCCGUGCGCUCACUGCUGUCAAGCAGAAGGCGAAAAAGCUGUCGAAGGAGUUCGAGGCUGAGUUGAAGCGUUUCCAGGAGGAUCGGGAAGGAUUCGAGAGGGAUUACAACGCACUUGUGCUUCCUGAUGCCGCCCCGAAGCCAGUUCCAAAGGUCAAGAAGGUCAAGAAGACUUCCGACGAUGAGGAGGAGGAUGACGAUUUCACGACUGUUGGCAAAGGUGGCAAAUCUAUGCAGUUCACCCCGGAAAGUAUCUUCAAGAACCUGCAAGCGAUCCAGGAGGCUCGCGGUAAAAAGAACACGGAUCGUACGGAGCAAAUCCGCAUUUUGGAAAAACUUCUCGAGGUUUCUGUGACCUCCUACCAGCGGAUACGCAUUCUGUUGGCCCUCAUCGCUUCUCGUUUCGACUACAACUCUUCUGUGGCGACCCACAUGCCUUCUGACCUAUGGCUCUCCGCUCAGCAAGAGGUGGACAAGCUGAUCGCCAUCGUCGCGAACGAGCCCGAGUACUCCAUCCAGGAGAUCACGGAGGACUAUGACGAGCUCACGGAGCGGUCACCACAGACGGAGAAGGACGGCGUCGUUCGAAUCCGCGGCAGCGUCAUCAGUUUUGUUGAUCGACUGGACGACGAAUUCACGAAGUCUCUUCAGAACAUCGACCCUCACGGCACCGAGUACGUUGAUAGGUUAAAGGACGAGAAGGGUCUCUACUGCACGAUCUGCCGCGCUCAAGCACUCUACGAAAAGGUGAAACAGGAUGACCCUCUUGGCCGAGUCAUCAUGAGGCGUUUGGAGCACAUCUACUCGAAGCCAGACCCGGUCGUCCUUGCGCUCGAGGCCGCUGUCACCAUAUCAGACAUCAAGCCUUCUACGAUCCUAUCCUCCGACAGUCAAACGUCCCUCCUCAUCCACUCCCUCUGCGUCCAUCUUUACAAGUCUGGCAACUCCCUCCUCCGUACACGUGCAAUGCUCUGCCACAUCUACCACUUCGCCCUCCACAACGACUUCCACACUGCCCGCGACAUGCUGCUCAUGUCACACUUGCAAGAGUCCAUUCACAACGCCGACGUCGCAACGCAAAUCCUCUACAACCGGACGGUUGUCCAGCUUGGCUUGAGCGCAUUCCGUUGCGGUCUCAUCAAGGAGUCGCAGGCCACUCUCCAAGACAUCUUCGCUACUCAGCGCGUCAAGGAGCUCCUUGCGCAGGGUGUCCACCAGCAGCGCUACCAGACCCUCAACGCAGAACAGGAGAAAGCCGAGCGUCAACGCCAGUUCCCCUUCCACAUGCACAUCAACACUGAGCUGCUCGAGGCAGCAUUCCUCGUUUCCAGCAUGCUCGUCGAGAUCCCCCUUCUCGCCAGCAUCGAUUCGGAGGAGCAGAAGCGCAAGGCGAUCUCGAAGCCCUUCCGCCGCCUCCUCGACUUCGCCGACCGCCAAGUGUUCACAGGCCCGCCGGAAAGCACGCGCGACCACAUCAUGCAGGCUAGCAAGGCGCUCCAAAACGGCGAGUGGGAGAAGUGCCGGGACCUGAUCCAGAGCAUCAAGAUCUGGAGCCUGAUGCCCGAGUGCGCGUCGGUGAAGGACAUGCUCGCGAAGCGGAUCCAGGAGGAGGGCCUACGCACCUAUCUCUUCACCUACGCGCCGCACUACCGCACCCUCUCGCUCUCCCUCCUCGCCCGCACGUUCUCGCUACCACUCCGGACUGUGACGAGCCUGGUGUCGAAGAUGAUCUGGAACGAGGAGCUCGCGGCCGCGCUCGACCAGCAGGCCGGCGUCGUCGUCUUCAACCGCAUGGACCUCACGCGCACGCAGCAGCUCGCGCAGACGCUCGCGGACAAGGUGAACGCGCUCGUGGAGCAGAACGAGAAAGCGCUCGACCAGAAGCUCGGCGUGAGCUCGACGUGGAACGACCGCGCGGACGGCGGCAAGGGCGACAAGCGCGGCGAGCAGACGCAGGAGCGCAAUCGCCGUGGGGACAGGGCGCGGGGCUCGGCUCGUGGUGGUGCGAGGGGACGAGGUGCGCGGUUCGCACAGGGUCUUGGGUCACAAAUGGCUGGCAACACGCAAAGAAACCGGUGA
Molecule: messenger RNA, 2634 nt
Organism: Epithele typhae
Lineage: Eukaryota; Fungi; Basidiomycota; Agaricomycetes; Polyporales; Epitheliaceae
Product: eukaryotic translation initiation factor 3 subunit 8
Exons: 5
Coding region: 1-2634 (877 amino acids)
Biological process (GO): translational initiation
Cellular component (GO): eukaryotic translation initiation factor 3 complex
Molecular function (GO): translation initiation factor binding; RNA binding; translation initiation factor activity
Source: RefSeq, a predicted model, not a curated record